Molecule: messenger RNA, 555 nt
Organism: Angiostrongylus costaricensis
Lineage: Eukaryota; Metazoa; Nematoda; Chromadorea; Rhabditida; Metastrongylidae
Source: the annotation of a GenBank genome assembly
GAAAUGACGUCUUUGAUUAUUAUGGCGAAGGAAGUAUUCGCUGCACAACCGAUGAUGCUUGAAUGCACAGCACCGAUAAACGUCUGCGGGGAUAUUCACGGACAACUAAGCGAUCUUUUUAGGAUAUUUGACUUGAUUGGAUGGCCUCCAACCGUGAACUACUUGUUCCUUGGUGACUACAUCGACCGAGGUCGGUGGAGCCUUGAAACGAUGCUGCUUUUAUUCUCUUUGAAGCUUAAAUUUCCCGAAAACUUCCUGCUGCUUCGUGGAAAUCACGAAACGACUAUUGUGAACAGAAUCUACGGCUUCUACGAGGACAUUGUUCGUCGUUUUGGAACUCCCCGACUCUUCAAUACUUUUCAGGAAGUGUUCGCGAUGAUGCCAUUGUCGGUGGUGAUAUCGGACAGGAUCCUGUGCAUGCACGGUGGCAUCUCCCCACAGUUGCUCACUGUCGGCUCCAUCAGCAUUCUCAAGGCCAUCACUCGACCGCUCCUCGCACAUAAUUUCAAACAGUGGAUGAGAACUGAAACAGCUGGGCUACAACAUCAACGGUAG